Raphanus sativus (radish) is the source of this 1462-nucleotide messenger RNA. Its product is annotated as F-box/kelch-repeat protein SKIP6. The record is from RefSeq and is a predicted model, not a curated record. Gene Ontology annotation, molecular function: protein binding. The transcript has a single exon. The coding region runs from base 72 to 1190 and encodes 372 amino acids. Lineage: Eukaryota; Viridiplantae; Streptophyta; Magnoliopsida; Brassicales; Brassicaceae.
GGUAACGUUCAGGCCUAAGUUCUCUCUCUCUUUAAAAAUCGAGAGUCAGUGAUCAAACAAGAUAUCCUCCCAUGGCUGCGACAACGAGUUCCAGCGACGACCCACCCGAACCGAAAACGCCGACGCAACUGAUUCCAUCGCUACCAGACGACGUCGCCCUAAACUGUCUAGCACGCGUCUCCAGAUGCCACCAUCCAAACCUCUCACUCGUCUCCAAGACGUUCCGCUCCCUCCCCAAAUCCCCUCUCCUCUACGCCGCCAGAUCCCUCGCCAACUCCACCGAGAACAUCCUCUACGUCGCCAUCCGCAUACCCCCCGAAACAGGCCCCCGCUGGUUCACUCUCCUCCGCACGAAGAAGAACUCUCAUCUCCUCGUCCCCAUCCCUUCUUGUCCUUCCCCCUCCCUCGUCGGAUCCGCCUACGCCGUCGUGGGAUCCGAGAUCUACGUCAUCGGCGGAUCCGUUAAAGACGUGGCGUCCUCGAGCGUGUGGGUUCUCGAUUGCAGGUUUCACACGUGGCGACGAGUCUGUAACAUGAGGGUAGGUCGCGAGUUUGCAGCGGCUGGUGUGAUUGACGGGAAGAUCUACGUGAUUGGAGGGUGUGUGGUUGAUAAUUGGGCCCGUUCGAUUAACUGGGCCGAGGUGUUUGAUGUGAAGAGUCAGACUUGGGCCGCGGUGGCGAGUUCUGGACUGGAGGUGCGUGAGAAGUGGAUGCACGCGAGCGCGGUUCUGGAAGGGAGAGUCUACGCGAUGGCCGAUAGAAACGGCGUCGUUUACGAGCCCGAGGGAGGGGAGUGGGGUGUGCCUGAGAAGAGGCUUGAUUUGGGGUGGAGAGGGAGGGCUUGCGUGAUUGAGGAUGUUCUGUACUGUUAUGAUUACUUGGGGAAGAUUAGAGGGUAUGAUCCGAAGGGGAGGGUUUGGAGAGAGGUGAGAGGCGUUGAGUCGCUUCCGAAGUUUCUUUGCGGUGCUACGAUGGCGAAUCGAGGCGGGAAGCUUGCGGUUUUGUGGGAAGGGAAGGCGGGGAGUGGCGGUUGUAGGAGGAUGGAGAUUUGGUGUGCUGAGAUUGAGGUUGAGAGGCGUGGUGGAGGAGGAGGAGGAGGGGAGAUUUGGGGGAAGGUAGAGUGGUGUGAUACUGUGUUUACGGUUCCUAAUGAUUCUGCCAUUGUGAAUUGCUUAGCAGCUACUGUUUGAUUGAUGAUACAUACAUACAUGUUUACUCUCUCUCUCUCUCUCUCUCUCUGGAGCAUCACCGUACAUGUCUGUUUCUGAUUGGUUCUGCUGUGUGUCUGUGAGUAGCUAUCAUUGUGAUUUUGAGUGCUUUGUCUGAAAUGGUGAAUUGACAAUGAGUGUAGCUUGGCCUGAGACCCUGAGCCAAGUAUAAUACAGCUGGCAAGUGUAAUGAAAGUUUAUGUACUCGUCUCAUUUCGUAUGUUUCUAAUAAGACGGUUAGAUUGGCUCGUUAA